Molecule: messenger RNA, 2039 nt
Organism: Periophthalmus magnuspinnatus
Lineage: Eukaryota; Metazoa; Chordata; Actinopteri; Gobiiformes; Gobiidae
Gene: ppp1r8b
Product: protein phosphatase 1, regulatory subunit 8b
Exons: 7
Coding region: 51-1091 (346 amino acids)
Cellular component (GO): nuclear speck
Molecular function (GO): protein binding; mRNA binding; protein serine/threonine phosphatase inhibitor activity
Source: RefSeq, a predicted model, not a curated record
GUUUUGACGAUUACCCGUAAUGCAUUUCGGCACCAAGAACAUGAAGCAAGAUGGCGACUAAAACAAGUAAAGAGAGCGCUCCUCCCUUUGAUUGUCCAUCAUGGGCAGGCAAGCCACCAGCGGGACUUCAUCUAGACGUGAUGAAGGGAGACAAACUAGUAGAGAAACUAAUUAUAGAUGAGAAGAAAUACUACCUGUUUGGGAGAAACCCAGACUGGUGUGACUUCACUAUUGAUCACCAGUCCUGUUCACGUGUUCAUGCUGCAUUGGUCUACCACAAACAUCUAAAAAGGGUCUUCUUGAUUGACCUGAACAGCACGCAUGGUACAUUUCUUGGACAUAUCCGUUUAGAAGCUCACAAGCCACAACAAGUUCCCAUAGACUCAACAAUAUCUUUUGGGGCCUCAACAAGAACUUACACCAUUAGAGAGAAGCCUCAAACUCAAGGGGCUCCAGGCACCGGGGACCUCAAAACAGGGGACGAUGAGGAACUCAAAGGACUUUUGGGACUCCCAGAGGAAGAGACUGAGCUGGAGAAUUUGACAGAGUUCAACACAGCACACAACAAACGUAUUUCUUUACUGACCAUUGAAGAAGGCAACCUGGAGAUUCAGAGGCCUAAGAGGAAACGAAAAAGCUCUAGAGUCACAUUUUGUGAUGAGGAUUCUAUUAUUAACCCAGAGGAUAUUGAUCCUUCGGUUGGACGCUUUAGAAACAUGGUACAGACAGCUGUGGUUCCAGUGAAGAAACGAAGAUCAGAAGGUCAGAACACGCUAGGCCUUGAUGAUGUGACAUCCAAACGGCAUGGCUACAGUUUUGCUGGUGGUCUUUAUGGGGACUUGCCUCCCACCAGCCAUGAAAAUCACCCUGCAGGCGCUCCAGGAGGUGUGGCCAUGCACGGAGGACUUCCAUUCCCCAAUCCAGCGCCUGAAGUGAACCUAGCCCCAGAGCCUCCACAGCCCCCUGUCACACUCAAUCCCACCCCUGUUACUGCUCCCUAUCUGCCCGAGGCACACAACGAGCCUCGCAAAAAGAAGUAUGCCAAAGAAGCUUGGCCAGGCAAGAAACCCACCCCAUCACUACUUAUAUAAGGACGUUGACGGGGCUGCUGACUCUCAGGUUACCAGGAGGCGUACCAGGGACUAUGGCCUGGCACAUGUUCUGUUUGAAUUGUUUUGUUUGAUGGUUUUAAUACUCAUUGUUAUUACUAAAAAUGCAGUCGAUUGGCAGAUAACCUUUGAGGGGGUUGAGAAAAACAAAAAACUAAAACAGCAGUUGCAAAGUCAUAUCAUAACCGGGAUGUUCUUGUGGCUGUUAAUGUAAUUAUUAUGAAUUAUUGGAUAAGUGCUUUUAGUGGCGCUCAAAUACAGAUGACAAAAUGAGUCAAUGAGUUACAUUUAUGUGUCAUGUGAUUCGUUUUUUUCUACUGGACAUAUUUUGACCUUUUAACUUCUUUUAAUAUUUUGAGAAUGCUUUUAAAAUACUAUACAUAUUUUUUACAAACAUUACAUGAGAGCAGUGGCAAAUAUUCAAAUCUUUUCUAAUUCUUAUAAUUGUUUUUUUUUAUUUUAACACCGCAUUGUGUCCAAAUUGUUGACUUACAAAGCUAUCUGAUGCAAGACUGAAAAGUAUUUAUAAAAAAUUUAUUGUAGAAGGUUGCCAUUUAAAAAUCUAAAACAUCAUGCGUUCCCACUAGAGGGCAGCCUUUGCUUUAGUCAUUGUUUUGUUUUUUUUUGCAGGCUGACCUACUGUACCCAUAAGAAACCAAUUUCUGGCUAUUAUUUAUAAAUAUCUUUUCCACUGUUCCAGAUAUAAACCAUCCCUGAUAACGACAAUUUGUGCACAAUAUUCAUUUUUAAUUAAAGACCUACAGUAACAGUAAGAACAGUAACUAUAUUUCUGUUUGCGGGAAAUCAACAUUUGAACUUUAAUGUCAGAUUCAGAUGCACUUGUAAUACAAUAUUCCUAAACAGUAGUGACGUUUGUUUUGUAAAAAAAAUAUUUCUGUAAUAAAAUGGUAAUACAUUGGUGCUUUUAGC